This is a messenger RNA of Otolemur garnettii (small-eared galago), 733 nucleotides long. RefSeq names its product proteasome subunit beta type-3-like. Gene Ontology annotation, biological process: proteasome-mediated ubiquitin-dependent protein catabolic process. Gene Ontology annotation, cellular component: proteasome core complex; proteasome core complex, beta-subunit complex. Lineage: Eukaryota; Metazoa; Chordata; Mammalia; Primates; Galagidae. The transcript has a single exon. The record is from RefSeq and is a predicted model, not a curated record.
UCACUGGAGUUGCACCGGAGAUUGAGGGUCCUAGUAUAUUGCAAAUAUGUCUAUUAUGUCCUAUAAUGGAGGGGCCAUCAUGGCCAUGAAGGGGAAGAACUGUGUGGCCAUCUCUGCAGACAGGCGCUUCGGUAUCCAAGCCCAGAUGGUGACCACGGACGUCCAGAAGAUCUUUCCCAUGGGUGACCGUUUGUACAUCGGUCUGGCCGGCCUCGCCACUGAUGUCCAGACAGUUGCCCAGUGCCUCAAGUUCCAGCUGAACCUGUAUGAGUUAAAGGAAGGUCGGCAGAUCAAACCUUAUACCCUCAUGAGUAUGGUGGCCAACCUUUUGUAUGAAAAACAGUUUGGUCCCUACUACACUGAGCCAGUCAUUGCUGGGUUGGACCUGAAGACCUUUAAGCCCUUCAUUUGCUCUCUAGACCUCAUUGGCUGCCCCAUGGUGACUGAUGACUUUGUGGUCAGUGGCACCUGCACUGAACAAAUGUAUGGGAUGUGUUAGUCCCUUUGGAAGCCUAAGAUGGAUCCAGAACACCUGUUUGAAACAAUCUCCCAAGCCAUGCUGAAUGCCAUGGACCGGGAUGCAGUGUCAGGCAUGGGAGUCAUCGUCCACAUCAUUGAGAAGGACAAAAUCACCACCAGGACACUGAAGGCCCGAAUGGACUAACCCUAUUCCCAGAGCCCCCCUUUUUUUUUUUUUUUUUUUUUAAAUAAAAUAGGCUUUCUUUCAAAAAAA